CCCGCCCGCACGCCGCGCCCCUACUACGCAGCACGCACCACCUCCCCUCCGCGUUCGGUGAAGCGGCCCUGGAUCUGGGCUGAUCGGUCGCCGGCCGCGUCGGCGGGGAGGGAGGAUCGAGAUCUCGGCUCGAGGGGUGCCCGCCGGAAUGGAGGUCUUCGGCCCCGUCACGCCCGGACAGGUGUCAUUUUUGCUAGGUCUAUUCCCUGUCCUCAUCGCAUGGAUCUACUCUGAAAUCCUCGAAUACAAGAAAUCUUUGUCUCAUGGGAAAGUUCAUUCAGACACUAAUUUGGAUAAUGGAACCAUCAAGGAGGAUGACAAGUCAGUAUUACUUGAAGGAGGACAGUUGAAAUCACCAUCUACAAAGUUCAGGAAUUUGUCUACCAAAGCAAAUUUGUUACGGUUUAUAACUAUGGACGAGUCUUUUCUGCUUGAAAACCGUGCUGUACUGAGAGCCAUGGCUGAAUUUGGCGUUGUCCUGGUUUAUUUUUACAUUUGUGACCGGACAAACAUAUUUCCAGAAAGCAAGAAGAGCUACAACCGUGAUCUGUUUCUGUUUCUGUACAUUCUUCUCAUCAUAGCAUCAGCGCUUACUUCACUUAAGAAGCAUCAUGAAAAAUCAGCAUUUUCAGGAAAGUCCAUACUCUAUCUUAAUCGUCACCAGACUGAGGAAUGGAAAGGGUGGAUGCAGGUCUUAUUUCUGAUGUACCAUUAUUUUGCUGCUACUGAGAUAUACAAUGCAAUCCGUGUGUUCAUUGCUUGCUAUGUCUGGAUGACUGGAUUUGGGAAUUUCUCAUAUUACUAUAUCAAGAAAGAUUUUAGCAUUGCAAGAUUUGCUCAGAUGAUGUGGAGGCUAAAUUUCUUUGUGGCAUUCUGUUGCAUUGUCCUUGACAAUGAUCUCAUGCUUUAUUAUAUCUGCCCAAUGCACACCCUAUUUACUCUUAUGGUAUAUGGAUCACUUGGUCUAUUUAACAAAUACAAUGAGAUACCAUCAAUCAUGGCUAUUAAGAUUGCUUGCUGCUUCCUGUCUGUAAUUUUGAUAUGGGAAAUUCCUGGGGUAUUUGAACUAUUGUGGGCCCCCUUUACAUUUCUGCUAGGCUAUAAAGAUCCAUCCCCAUCCAAGGCACACUUACCCCUGCUACAUGAGUGGCAUUUCCGAUCUGGCCUCGAUCGAUACAUAUGGAUUGUUGGAAUGAUUUAUGCUUACUUCCAUCCUAAUGUUGAAAGAUGGAUGGAGAAGCUGGAAGAAUCUGAGACUAAGGUUAGAUUAUCAAUCAAGGGAACCAUUGUCACUCUUUCGUUGACGGCUGGUUUUCUGUGGUACGAAUAUAUAUACAAGCUAGACAAAGUUACAUACAACAAGUACCAUCCCUACACGUCAUGGAUCCCUAUAACUGUUUAUAUCUGCCUGCGUAAUUGCACCCAGCAGUUGAGGAGUGCCUCUUUGGCUCUUUUUGCAUGGCUUGGCAAGAUUACACUAGAGACUUAUAUUUCUCAGAUCCAUAUUUGGCUUAGGUCUAACAUGCCAAAUGGACAGCCAAAAUGGCUUCUUUGUUUCAUACCAGAUUAUCCUAUGCUUAACUUCAUGCUUACUACGGCGAUCUAUCUUCUUCUAUCAUACCGUGUGUUUGAGAUCACAAGCGUCUUGAGGGCGGCCUUUAUCCCCAGUAGGGAUAAUAGCCGUCUAUACCAAAAUUUCAUUGCUGGGAUCGCCAUCUCAGUGUGCUUGUAUCUCUGCUCACUUAUUCUCCUGAAGAUUCCUGUUGUAUAGGGAUGAAGAUACACCAAGCAAUCUUGAUAGAAGGUUUCUUGUAAAACGUUUGCUUGAUAGGAUGUUCAGGUCUGGCCUCGAUUCCCUUCUGCUGUUGUGGAGAUACUUGGGGAUGUCAGGAGAAGCGGCUAAGUUGGACAUAUGGGAAUUGGGAAAUUGAAUUGCCAGAUGCUGCAGAUACAGAAGUCCAAUUUUUGAUCUUUUUGUUCGUUCAAAACACUGCUGUAUACAAGUAGGCAAUCCGCUCAUUCUUUUGGAAGUUGUAGCAACUACUGCUCGCCAGCCUAUGUUGAUGCAACCUCGUGUAAGAGUUAUCCUGUAGAACUGCACCGUGUUGUACCAUAGGUAUUUUGAUGCUGUACAAAAACAACGGGCUUUUCCUCUUUCUUGAAAAGAAGAAUAUAAAGGCAGAGCCCUUUGCUUCCCCCAAA
Sorghum bicolor (sorghum) is the source of this 2202-nucleotide messenger RNA. Its product is annotated as protein REDUCED WALL ACETYLATION 3. Gene Ontology annotation, biological process: xylan biosynthetic process; xyloglucan metabolic process; plant-type secondary cell wall biogenesis. The record is from RefSeq and is a predicted model, not a curated record. Gene Ontology annotation, cellular component: Golgi apparatus. The coding region runs from base 149 to 1771 and encodes 540 amino acids. Gene Ontology annotation, molecular function: acetyltransferase activity. The transcript is spliced from 16 exons. Lineage: Eukaryota; Viridiplantae; Streptophyta; Magnoliopsida; Poales; Poaceae.